AUGGUUUGGGUACAAUUUCCAGGUUUAAGUCUAGAAUAUUGGGAUGAGAAAACUUUGUUCAAGAUUAGUAGAGCAAUUAGAAAUCCGAUUAAGGUUGAUGCAGCUACAUUGAAUUAUCAGAGUGGAUACUAUGCUAAAGUUUUAAUUGAAAUUGAUGUAGCUAAGAAUAUUCAUAAUAAGCUUUGGAUUGUUACCAGAUAUGAAGCUUUUUCUCAAGGGGUUACAUUAACAAAUUUACCAAAAUUCUGCCACAAGUGCAAAAUUGUUGGACAUCAAAUAUCUGAAUGCAGAAUUAACAAACAAGCUUCUGCAACAGAUGGGCAGAAGUCUUCUAAUUCUACACCAACAAAGAAUACUCAUAAUGAUACUUCUACUCCACAGGUGACUAAUCAGCCUGCACUUGUUCCAAUUUUAUCUCCUAAACCAGUUGAGAUAUCCCAGUUUUCAAGUCCAAGUACUUCUAAUAUUCCAAAGGAUAUGAAUUCAUUACCUCCAGCAGAAGCUAAUACAAAUGGUGAAAUUCCUUUCAUUGAGGUUAUAAGAGGAGUUUCUAAUCCAGGUUUAAAUCCUAUCUCUACUCCUGCUAUUCAAAUUAAUAAUAAUCUAUAUGAAGUCUUACAAGAUAAUGAUAGUGAAUAUUAUGAAUCCGAAGAUGGUGAAAUUAAGGAAGUCAGUACCUCAAGUUUAUUAAAGUUUGGUUCAAUAUCUCAACCUGUUACUAUUUUGCAAAAAGAAAAGGUUAUAUCUCAGGUUAUCCCUGAGAUAAAUGAAAAUAGUAAGGUAGCUGGAAAGAAAAAACCUCCAAUAAAACCAGCUGUAGUUACAAGGAAGGCUAGUAAAUAA
Papaver somniferum (opium poppy) is the source of this 843-nucleotide messenger RNA. RefSeq lists its product as uncharacterized. The record is from RefSeq and is a predicted model, not a curated record. Lineage: Eukaryota; Viridiplantae; Streptophyta; Magnoliopsida; Ranunculales; Papaveraceae. The transcript has a single exon. Bases 1 to 843 code for a protein of 280 amino acids.